Molecule: messenger RNA, 2067 nt
Organism: Plasmopara halstedii
Lineage: Eukaryota; Oomycota; Peronosporomycetes; Peronosporales; Peronosporaceae
Exons: 2
Coding region: 1-2067 (688 amino acids)
Biological process (GO): transmembrane transport
Source: RefSeq, a predicted model, not a curated record
AUGGCGACCUCUUCAAUGAUCCCGGCAGCUGAGAAUGCUUUGACGACACCCUCUGAAAUAGCAGGAUUUCCAAUGACAUUAAAUUCAGCUACAGCAGCACCGUCUUUAUCUACAAUUGCUGUUUCAACCAAUAUACCACUUCUCGCUGAUACUCCAUCUACUAUGGUAGCAGAAACAACACCCUCGAGCUUGGAAACAGCUUCAACCUCACAAGUGCCGUCAAAUAGUGGAAAUACUGUAGUGCCUAUUUCCUCAAGAUCACAACUGGCAACGACGACGCAGCCAUCAAGUUUGCUCAGGACUUUCGCUGAGGAUGCAGUAGUGGAUUCGCCUGUUGCUCCGGCCCCUCAAUUUCCAGGCGCGCCAGCAACAUUAGCGACUAGCGCGCCGGCAACAUUAGCGACUAGCGCAUCGCAGUCGAAUACACUUGGUGCCAACAUACAAAGCACCACCAUCUCUCCUGAAAUUCAGACAAGUGAUGCAUUAGCCACAAGCAGCUCAGUGAUUGGAUCUUUAAAGAGCAUUUCAUCUUCAUCUCCGCCUUCUGAGAGUAUUGCACCUUCAAGUGGUGCAAGACCAUCGUCGCCGCAAAAAGUGGAGACUUCUAAUAUUGUCGCCACUAUCAAGCAAUCUCCUGAAACCUCUCCUUUGAUGUCUGGUGUUGAAUCAAAUGCUGAAAAAGCAAUAUCAAGAAGUAUCAAUGUGGUUUUAAGCGAACCCUCCGCUAUCAUCGAUAGUGAGAAAUCUGUGGCAAAUUUCACCAUUUCGGAUGUGGCGAACUCAGAUUUAAAUAUUGAUGGCGAUGAAGGUUUUCAUCAAUCAGUCAUCAACUUGACGCGUUCAUUCGGUCCUGCACGUGACACAGCAAGCAGGUCCGCAAAUAUAUUAAUAGUCACAGCGGUGACUACAAAUAUUGCAAGUGCUGUUAUCAGCAUAGCAACGAGCAGUACGGCUGCCAUAUCGAGUGCCACGACAGGAAUGGCGGCAACUCAGGGAUGUUGGAAUACUAUCGAUGGUGGCGUAAUUCGAGCAAACUGGGGACAUGAAGCGCCUGUUGUCGAUUUCACUGACUUUUUCAUGUUGAUCAAUUAUUUGCAGUUCGUAUCAUCAACCAGCCAUCUUAGUCUUCCAACCGCUCCUGAUUUUUUUUUUCAGUUUACGGACGCAUUAGGAUGGUGCAAUUUACAGCCUACCAGCGCACAUGAGUCUUCUAAAAAUAAUGAGGAAAAAGGGAGCCUUGUGAGUGAGAACAUUUCAAAUUUCACGGUCGCGGAUGGUGAUAUCAUAUCAGGAAUACUUGCGUAUGCAGAGAGAAUCAAUAUUCAACCAGAAGAGCUUUUUCCAAAAACUGCUAUAGUGUUUGGAAGUAUUGUCGGAGGCGUAGCAGCUGUUGUGGCAACGCUCUAUUCGCUGUUACGCCUUGUGCUGCGCGAACAAUAUGAGCUUAUUGUUCAGCGACUUGACGACUUACCCCGUGCCCGACUCUUGAUGCGCCUGUUGAUCCAGUCUUGUCUAUCUGUCUGCCUGCUAAGCGAGUAUGCGCUUAGGGUCGUCAAGAUCAGGAAUAAAAGCGAAGAUGAUCUGUUAAAUCCAGACUUUAAAUUUGCAUGGGGAGCCUACUACAAGUAUUAUCAUUACGAGCAACGUUACUUUUUCGUGGCUAAAAUGGGUGCAGAAAUUCUUUCUGGCAUCAUCAUUGGACUUGUGAGCGACGUGCCUUCCCAAUUGACACUGCUCAUGGCAUUGCAACUUGCCAUGUUCCUUUACACGGUCGAAUGUGCACCGUACACGAUGGAUUUUCAGUCAGUGUGUUCUUCAAUUGCCUUCGUCAUGAAGAUGGUCACAUAUGCGCUAAUUUCUUCAUUUCUAACACCGGCAACGGAUGUUACCUUGCAAGAUUUUAUCGGCACACUUGUCAUUAUGCUGCAAUUGACGCUUCUCGUGCUACACAAUUCUCGUCAGCUGUAUGUCUUAUACAAACAGACGACAUAUCUUUGGGAGAUACGGCAAAAACGUCUGUUACAUCGCCUGGAAAUGAAGGAUAAGAAUCACGCUGUAUUGGCAUAA